Molecule: messenger RNA, 2076 nt
Organism: Micromonas commoda
Lineage: Eukaryota; Viridiplantae; Chlorophyta; Mamiellophyceae; Mamiellales; Mamiellaceae
Exons: 1
Coding region: 1-2076 (691 amino acids)
Biological process (GO): double-strand break repair
Cellular component (GO): BRISC complex; BRCA1-A complex
Molecular function (GO): polyubiquitin modification-dependent protein binding; metallopeptidase activity
Source: RefSeq, a predicted model, not a curated record
AUGGCGGAUCCCGACGCGGCCUCCGCGGCGCUCAUCGCGAAGCUCCUGCAGGAGGAGAACCCCUACGGCGAGGACGUUUACGGCUACCAGGACGACUCCGACGACGAGGAUUACGGCCGAGCGAAGCGCAAGAAGAAAAAGAAGGCGCCCAAGCCCCCGAAGGAGCCCAAGCCUCCGAAGGAGCCCAAGCCUCCGAAGGAGCCCAAGGCGCCGAAGGAACCCAAGCGUCCGCGCGAGCCCACGGGCGACGAGGAAUUCACCGAAACCGGCAGGCGCAAGCGCAAGGAUGCCGGCACGGCGCGCGCCAAGGCCCGGCCUUGGGACGAUCAGGAGGAGGUGAAAUUCCGCGAGGCGCUCGUGCUGUACGGCAGGGACUGGAAGAAGUGCGCCGAGCACGUCGGCACGAGGGACGCGCGAUCGUUCACUUCUCACGCUCAGAAGCACUUCAUCAAGCUUUGCCUCCAGGGCAAGCCCUUGCCCGCGAAGGUGAGGGAAACCGGCGACGGGUACACCCUCUCCGGCAAGCCUCUGGAUCCCAACUCCUCCGCGGCGAAGCAGUACGGCUUCAAGGUGGAUACGUCGUUCACCUUGCCGGACGGGACCCGACCCGCCGGGCUCAUGACCGCGGAGGACGCCGAGGAGGCCGAGAAGGCGAGGCAGGCGAAGGUGGCCGAGACGGUGGGAAAGCUGCCCGUCGACUCCGACGGACGCUUCAAGGUGGGAACCGUCCUCAGGAAGAAGUUUGACGAGGAGGUUGAACGCGACGAAAACGCAGACGCCAACCCCAACGUCGGCACAGAGGACGACGACAGCGCCGAGAAGUGGAUCGAGGGCAAGGUGGUUGACGUGGACAAGGACGACGCCGACAACCCUCUGCCGUACUCCGUCGAGUUCGACGAUGGAACCUUCGAGGAUCUCGCGCACGAGGAACUCGAGGUUUGGGUCCAGGCCCGAAUCAAGCAUCAGAAGACGGAGGAGCGCCGAGCAUGGGAGGAGGAAAUGGAGCGCAAACGAUCUGAGAGGGAAGCUGAGAGGGAAGCCAAACUCGCGGAUAAGGAGCAGAAGGCUGCGGAGAAGGCUGCGGAGAAGGAGGCCAAGCAGCUCGCCAAGGUGAGGGAAGCCAGAGACCGGGCCGCGGCCGAAGCCGCCGCCGCCGAGCCCACGGAGUACGCUCGGAGCAGGCCGAGACGUGAGACCGCGGCGGUUGGAGCGACCACGUUCAGGGAUGCGGGCGGCGGCACCCUUGAGCUCCAUCCCAUGCGUAAGUUCUCCCCUUCCCCUCCCGGGUCAGGUGUGCCCGGGGCGCAGCCUUUCAAGCUUACCGUCUCCCCGGCGGCCAUGUUGGUCAUGGACCUCCACGCGCACCUGUGCACCAACGAGGUCAUCGGAUACCUCGGCGGUUCAUGGGACCCCGACACCAAGUCUCUGACCAUCGAACGCGCCUUCCCCGGUCGCGGCGUGGCGAGUGGCAUGGACGUGGAGAUGGACCCGAUCGCGGAGGUUGAGCUCAAAUCUCAGGUUGAGGCGCAGAACAUGAAGGUUGUGGGUUGGUACCACUCGCACCCCGUGUUCGAACCAACGCCGUCGGGUGUGGACAUCAACAACCAGCUCAACUAUCAGCGCCUUUUCCGCGACGAACCCGUCGGGGUGGAGCCGUUCGUCGGGUUCAUCGUCGGACCCUACGACAUGCGGCUGCCCAAUCAGGUGAGCUCGGUGACCGCCUUUUGCGCGCAGCGUCUGAUGAAGGCUGGCGCGACGGAGGAUGUCCCGUUCGAGGUUUCUUACGGCCUGUCCGACGAUAAGGACGUCGAGCCUCUGACGGUGGGCAGUAUGGCGGCGGUGGUGGUUCAGAACAAGAGCACCGAGGGCAGGGUGAACCCCACGGAGCUGUGGCGGCCUUUUACAACCUUCGAGAACUUCAAACCUGGCGGCGGGCCGUGUACAAAGCUCGCAAAGCUGAGGGCCAGUCUUUGCGCCAGGUUGCCCGCGGGCAUGUCGGAACUGAGGGAAGAGGAGAUCAUGGAUGGGGUGGCGAAGACGAUCCAGACGUCGUGGGGAGUCGACCUCGGGUAUUGA